AUGAGUUUUAAUAAGUUUUAGCUAGAAGGAUGUGGAUUCAAUUUCAAUCUUAUUCAUUUGUUAUGGCUUUAAGAUCCAAUUUUCAAAAACAAUAUACGCUUAGAUGUUCCUGACACAAUAUAAAUACUUUAAGGAUAGCCUCAUUUUUGGUAUUAUAGUGUGGAUUCAUAAAUAAUGAGGAAGAGCAAAACAAAACUGAAUUUAGAGUCUAUUUUAAAUGAUUUUGUCAAGGAUAAAAAUGAUAAUCAUGAGAUAUGUGCAGUUUGGAUAACUAAGAAAGAUAAUUAAACAGAAUUCGAAUUUCUAUCUCAAUAUCUUCUAUGCUAAUUAAUAUCUCAAAUGAAUUAUGAAACAAAGGGUUAUUUAUAGAAAUUCAUUUAUCCAAAAUGUAGAUUAAUAUGAAUAUUCAUAUAGCUGAAAAGAAUGAAGUGAUAAAAUGUACAUGGGGAAACAAUUUGUGUUAUUUUGAAGUGUUCACAAAUAAAUAUCCAAUAAUGAUGUAGAAAGCAGAUAUAUAUUAAAGAGCAGUUACAUUUGAAACACCAAAUGGACCUGUUGAAUAAUCAACGUAUAAUAUAUAAUUUUUAAGAUUUUCAGUUUAAAGGGAACAUAAUUUUGUCAAAGAUUAGAAUUAUUAUGUGGAUUAAUCAUGUCUCAUGUUAUAAAUGUUACUUAAAACUAAAAAGAAAUCACAUUGAUGGAAUUGAUAUUUAAAUUAUCAAAAAAGGGACAAAUCUAUUUAAUUUUAUGUUCCAAUUUAUCAACAUCAAAUAUUCCUAGUAAAUUUGCAUUACGUAUACAUUUAACUGAUUUAAGCGGAUUUUUAGAUAACCAAAAAAGUUACUAAAGAACUUUUAAAUUAUCCUAAAGCAAUCACCUUAUCAGAUAAUUCAAAAUGUAUAGUUUGUGAUGAAGAAAAGAAUUAAAUAGAAUUUUCAAAAGUUAAAUUAAAAGAAUUAAUCCAUUAUUGGGAAUCUGGGUCUGAUCAUAGAUCUUAAAUUUAAUCUCCAAAAUCUUAUAGAAUGAAUGCUUAAUUAAUAAAAAUAGAUCCAACUCAAUUAAUACCAAGAGUAAUCAAGAUUAUGUAUCCAAGAAUGACUUUAGAAGAAUAUUAAGAAUUUCGUAAUAAUACAGUAUUCAUAAAUUAAACUAUAUCAUUAUGUAGUUAUUGUUUUACUAAACUUUAUGAAAAUGAAACAGAAAAAGUAAAAAUGAUUCCAAAAAAACAUAAAAGAUUAAUAAGAACAGAAAUCUAUGAUAAUGAACCAAUCAAAUAUGAUCCAAUCACUCCAGGUACAACAAAGACUUCAAUUUAUUGUGGAUUUUUGGAACAUAAAGUUAUCAAUAAUUAUAUCAAACGAAGAUUGAAAUUAUCCAAUAUAAAGAAAGAAUCAUUUCCUAUAGUCAACAAUUCGAAUUCAUUAUUUAAAACCACUUAAUCUUCUAGACUUAAAGUAGAAUUAUGA
Messenger RNA from Paramecium pentaurelia, 1466 nucleotides. Lineage: Eukaryota; Ciliophora; Oligohymenophorea; Peniculida; Parameciidae. The record is from the annotation of a GenBank genome assembly.